AUGAUCACUCCGACCCGAUCACAUCUCCUAUCCCACGGCCUGAAGAACUUCCUCAGUAAAUCAAACCUAACGCACCCGCAAAAGAACUUCACCGUAAACGAGCACAACGCCGAAGUCAGAGCCAUAAUGUCCACCCAAACGCAGCAGCAGAGCUUCGGGUUUCCCAAAUCCAGCUCCGCUCCUGGCGAACAUUUCGAGCCAAGGCAGACGGCUACGAGUGAAGAUUACACGCCCGAUCCGAGCAAGAGUAUCAAGUUGUCGCCGGCCAGACAGAGACUCGUUGACGAUAUAAUUGCACUGUACAGCUGCCAACCCACAGUCGAGCGCGUCAAGCGCUACACUCCAGAUUGCGUCUACGACGACCAAUUCGUGUACGCCAACGACCGAUACAAGAUGGCGGGGCAAUGGUUCGCUCUGCCUAAGCUAUUCAAAUCGUCCAUCAACGAGUCAUACGAGGUCAUUCGAUCCGACGACGAGAUCAUCCAGUUCAAGAACAAGCAGUCAUGGACGUUUCGACUGAUCCCAAAGACGGCGACGAUAACGGGGUUGGUGUCGUUGUCCUUGGAUCCAGAUUCCAGGGAUGGAGAGUUCAUGCAGAUUAAGUACCAUAAAGAUCAGGCGAAUGAGAAGGAUUAUAGUCACGAGGGGCUGGGGUUCUCGUUUAAAAAGUGGCAGGCGGAUAAUGUGGUGAAGCAUAUGGAUACACCGGAGUUGAAGGAGUUCGAAGCUGAUAAGUUGGCGGCGAAGGAACAUGUCAGGAAGUAUGGGACAGGUAAGGAGGAGGGCGAUGCGCCGAAGCAUGACUUUACGAGAUGA
Aaosphaeria arxii CBS 175.79 is the source of this 816-nucleotide messenger RNA. RefSeq lists its product as uncharacterized. The transcript has 2 exons. Lineage: Eukaryota; Fungi; Ascomycota; Dothideomycetes; Pleosporales. The record is from RefSeq and is a predicted model, not a curated record. The coding region runs from base 1 to 816 and encodes 271 amino acids.